This is a messenger RNA of Colletotrichum acutatum, 1590 nucleotides long. Its product is annotated as PhoD-like phosphatase-domain-containing protein. Bases 94 to 1590 code for a protein of 498 amino acids. The record is from RefSeq and is a predicted model, not a curated record. The transcript has 4 exons. Lineage: Eukaryota; Fungi; Ascomycota; Sordariomycetes; Glomerellales; Glomerellaceae.
GGUCUCGUGAGUUUUGGGAGGCCUGGGACACAGCUUAUCUAGAGUCUCGUCAACCUAGCAAACUUACCAUUUACUCACAGCGAAGACAUCAAAAUGGUCCUCACUGGUGUGUUAGACGCCAUUUCGGCAGUGGCGACUCUCAGCCUUAGGUUGAUGACAAUCCUGUUCACAAGAUUCCAUCCUCUCGGAAAGGUAUAUCUCAAUCGUAUCUAUGGGAGUUGCGGGUUGUACGCAUUCUCUCUAAUGAUUAGGCUCCUGUUGCCCAAUUCGAGGCGGGCCUCUAGGCAACAUCACCCGUGGCUGCUUCUUCUCUUGGGUUGGGUUGAUCGUCACGAUCUCUCCUUCUCUCGGAUGGGCUACGUGGAUGAGAGUACGGCGCGGAUCGUAGUAAGAGCGCCAGCUCUCCCAACGAAUUACGUCAAGAUCAGUUGGGCGCCUUCCAAGAAAAUUGGACAGGAUGCCAUGUCGCAGACAAUCGUCAUCGCUGACUCCAGUGAUCAUACGGGGACGUUCCUGCUUGACGGGCUGAAGCCGGAUACGUCGUACACCUACAUCACGAAUGCCAGCCAUACCGGAUCUUUCAGGACAGCAGCCCUCUCGCCACAGCGAUGGAGUCUCAUCUCUACAAGCUGCAUCAAGCCUUUCUACCCCUACAACCCCUUGGAUCAUGGCUUACGCAUCAAGGGACUGGAGUACUUGGACCAGCAUGUCUCGGCGAAUCAGCCAGACAUGAUGCUCUUCCUAGGCGACUUUAUCUACAUCGACCUGCCCGUGGCCCUCGGCUGGACGCCAGAGCACUACACCACGGCAUACCGCCAAGUCUAUGCCUCGCUCAGCUGGUCACCCGCGCUUCGAUCCGUGCCGUGGCUGCACGUCUACGACGACCACGAGAUCAUCAACGACUGGGCGGCGAACGAGACUGGUCUCUACCAGUCCGCCAUGAGGCCAUAUUGGUCUUAUCAAGGGCACGCGAAUCCCCCCUCGCAGUAUGGCGUCGGGAAAACGCACUACACCUUCCGCCGGGGCGACGUUUCGUUUUUCGUCCUAGACACGCGGCGCUAUCGAUCGGCUGAAAACAUGGCGGACGGGCCUGAGAAGACGAUGCUUGGCGCGGCGCAGCUAGCGGACCUGCGAGAGUGGCUUGAGACAGAAAAGUUGUGGAAAGUCGUGGUCAGCAGCGUCCCGUUCACGCGAAAUUGGAGGGGUCCCGAUUCGGCCGAUAGCUGGUCGGGAUAUCUGUGGGAGAGAGACAUGAUCUUAGAGAUGAUGAGACAAACGGACGGAGUUAUCAUCUUGAGUGGGGACCGGCAUGAGCACGCGACGACGAUCUUUCCGCCCACUAGCGACAAGGGUGGUAAGUCUGUGAUUGAAUUUUCCACCUCGCCCUUGAACCAGUUCUAUGAACCCUUCGAUCGGUUCCACAAGCAGAUUGAGGACACGGACAUCUCUGUGUAUUCGCACCCGUGGGGGAAUUCAAAGUUUGGUCGGGUGUCAUUUGACACGUCGGAGGAGACCCGAUGGACGGUAGACUAUGAGCUUAUCGUUGAUGGGCGCCAGGUGUGGAACUACACGUGGGAGUUCACCAAGUGA